GUUGUUCCCCAUUAACCCUCGAACUUGUUUUCGUGCCUAAAUGUUCUUUGUUGCCACUUGUACAAUGGACCGCCUUGUGGUUAGGAGACUGGCACUCUCCUGCCCGUUAAAAUCGUCCUGUUUAAUGCCUUAAAUGUUCCAUGUCCUUGCAGAAUACUCAUUAGGGGGAACUAUAACUUUACUUAGUAACUCAGUAUCUAAAAGUAAGGUGUAGUUAAUGACACAGUAAAACUGCUUAAAACCCAAAAAAAAAACAAAAAAAACCAAAAACACUAAAAACACUGCAUCUUACCAUUAACACAAAAUGGACUUGGAGGACAACGACAAUGGACUGCCCGUGGGCCUCCCCACCUUUGGAAUACCCAACGAUCCCCUGCUCAGGGCAGUGUACGAUCUUUACAGGCCGCCGGAAGACAGCUUCCGGCAGAUGCAGAGCGAGCGGAACAGGGACACCUUUUCGGAGGCCUUUAUCGAGCACGAGCGCGUGGGCACUCUGGCGGAUUUGUGCGUGCGAGCGUUGGCCAAGCGCGGCACUAUGCACAUCGUCGAUCCCGUUCGCCUCAAUCCCCUCUGGAUGCGCAUCCACUACGACUCCAUUGACGUGAACCUGCCACUGCGAGAAUGCUACUUCGUGGAGGAUGCGCGCUUCUGGAAGCGAGUAGUGCUGGCCAAGAGCAGCGAGCAGUGUCUGUCGCUAAAAGGCCUGGACGAUUACGACUGGCGCGGCAAGGGCAUGAGCAUCAAGUACGUGGAGCUGGUGGAAGCAUGCCCGGCAUCUUUGUGGCCAGAAAAGGAGAUGUCUGAGCUCGCGGAGCUGAUACGGGACUAUGUGCGCUGCAUGGACAUCCGGCACCUGCAGUCUCUCUCUGAGUUCUCGUUUCGGAGGCUGGAGAGGCACUCUAGCGACACUGAGCCGGAAGUGAGUUCGGAGGUGUCUGAUGGCAUAGAGGUCUCCAGUGACGAACUCAGCACCCCUAAGUCCAGGAGCGAUGAGGGCGAAGAGGAGCAGGAGCAGGAGACCGAGCCUCUCAAGAAGACAUUCGUCAGGGACAACACCCUUAUUGCCUUCAAAGUGUCAGCGGAAUUCGCCGACUCCGACGAGUCCACAUCCGACAUGGAGAGGAGGGAGGCGCGCCGAGAUCGGAAUGCGGCUCGUCAGAAGCUGCGAGAGUUAAAGAUGGCCCAGGAGGCGGAGCAUGAGCAGCGCAAGCAGCGCCGCGUAAAUCUGCUGAAGAGAGAGCCAGAACCACCGCCAAAGAGGAGGCGGCGCCCCAAACCUGUCAGAGGCGUCUUUGACAUCACUGUGGAACCCGAACCAGAUGACGGCGAGGACCAAAUUCUGGACCACCGGAACAAAACAAAGUAUCUGCAAUAUCUGAAGCAGUUCGAUUACGACGAGGACACCUGCCACCACAUCGACCUCAGUUUCGUGGGCCACUUUGUCAACCUGGUUUCGCUGAACUUGGAGUUCCUUGGGCCGGGGGAAGGUACCAGCUAUCACAAGCGCCACCUACGGUUCUCGCUGAAGGAUAUGGUCCACCUAUCCAAGGGGCUAGCGAAGCUCGUGAACCUGCAAAUUUUUCGUCUGCGGAACAGCCACCUGAAUGCCUUCAAGUUGUAUCCCCUCUGCCGGGUGCUUCGAGCCCUGCCGCAGCUGCAUGUGGUAGACCUUGGAUACGACCAGAUGACCGACGACUGUGGGCCCUACUUGGGCAUCCUGCUGGACAGACAGAUUAUGCUGAAGGCCCUGGAGCUGGAGUACAACCAGCUGGACAUGAAGUCGGUAGCAGCGAUCGGAGUGGCCCUGCAGAAGACGACCGACUCCAACCUGCAGUACCUUGGGCUGGCCCACAACCGACUGAGCAGCGGAGCCCUGGAGCACCUGUGCGAGCGCAUAACAGGCACCGAGCACGUGGAGGAGCUGAAUUUAUCCGCCAUCGGACUUAGUUUCCCGAGGGUGUUCGUGGAAGAGGUUUGCCGCCUUCUGCGCAACCACAAGCCUCUACGAAGACUGGAAAUGGUAGCGACACCCCUAGGCGCCGACUUGAGGAGGGAACUGAUCUGCGCCCUGGAGACGAAUCCAAAUAUCAUAUACUUUGACGGCCGGGCAUGCAAUUUUGAAGAGGACGAGGAGUUCGAGGCAGACAUGAUCGUCCGACGGAACUUAGCCAUGACCGAAAACACCUACGUCCGCGACACGGCGCAGUUUCCGGAUACGCUCGAACUACUGGAGCACGCCAAGAGUCUUAGGCAUCCGCUUGUGACUCGGAUUGAAGAGUCCGUGGCCCAGCAGAAGGAGUGCUUCAAGAACUAUCCGACCUGGAAGAGCAGUCGGGUUUCCGUGGAGGAUGUGCCUGUGAUAGAGAAGGAGGAAUCGGACUACGAUAUCUGGACUGUGUUUGCGCUCCAAACCCAGCAGAACUCUUUUCUUGUACAGAACUCCACUGAAAAGGCGGCGACAGUGCAAGAGCCUGCCUCCCAGAAGAUAAGCCAGAGCUCGUCGCCCAGGUCAAGUGUAUUCAGCUUCGAUCCCAACAAUUUCACCCUCGAGCAGUUUCGGGAGCAUGUCUACCAGCCGGGUCCUGGCAAUAGGUACAAUUACUUUGUAGAGAAAAGAGACUCAAAAUUCUAGUGCCUCCCCUAGACCGUCAUUUGUGAACGUUGUCCUCCAAAUCCAAAUAAAAGUAUUCAUUUCUGUGAA
Messenger RNA from Drosophila ananassae, 2701 nucleotides. RefSeq lists its product as uncharacterized. The transcript has a single exon. NCBI's taxonomy places the organism in Eukaryota, Metazoa, Arthropoda, Insecta, Diptera, Drosophilidae. Gene Ontology annotation, cellular component: centrosome. Gene Ontology annotation, molecular function: protein binding. The coding region runs from base 305 to 2632 and encodes 775 amino acids. The record is from RefSeq and is a predicted model, not a curated record.